Messenger RNA from Cajanus cajan (pigeon pea), 601 nucleotides. Lineage: Eukaryota; Viridiplantae; Streptophyta; Magnoliopsida; Fabales; Fabaceae. The record is from RefSeq and is a predicted model, not a curated record.
UAUGUUGCAAACAGAUGAUGAAGGAAUAUUAGAGGAUAUUACUAGGUUGGAGGAGCUUUACCAAGGACAGAUAUCCAAGAAGAAAAGCUUGCUAGAUGGAAUAUUCAAAUCUGCCUUAGUGGAUAAAGAACUUCAAGAAAAGGAUUUUGAGCAACGUGCUUUAGAUAAACUCGUUGUGAUGGCUUAUGAGAAAUACAUGGCUUGUUGGGGUCCCAGUCCCUCUGGUGGGAAAAAUACAAGCAACAAAAUGGCCAAGCAAGCUGCAUUGGGAUUUGUCAAACGGACGUUGGAGCGAUGUCGUCAAUAUGAAGAUACUGGCAAGAGCUGCUUCAAUGAUCCUUCAUUCAAGGAUAUGUUCCUUUCUGAAUCCUCAAAACUAUAUGCUUCUUCCCUUUCUCUGGAAGCAAGAACAGCUUCCAUGGGUUCACAACAGAGUCCAUCACAGUUUAGUCAGAAUAUGGAUAAUCAUGAUCUAAAUUCAUCAGAUAUGCUUCCUGCUUUAAAUCAUUCAUCUGAAUUUUGUAGGAUUGAGUUAGGCUUAAUCCACUAUUCUAACAUUAUGAACAUAACAUACACUUUUCAUUUUCAUGAUGAUUUGUAA